Messenger RNA from Gigantopelta aegis, 1183 nucleotides. RefSeq names its product transcription initiation factor TFIID subunit 13-like. Gene Ontology annotation, biological process: transcription by RNA polymerase II. The transcript has 4 exons. Gene Ontology annotation, cellular component: transcription factor TFIID complex. NCBI's taxonomy places the organism in Eukaryota, Metazoa, Mollusca, Gastropoda, Neomphalida, Peltospiridae. Gene Ontology annotation, molecular function: protein heterodimerization activity. The coding region runs from base 126 to 497 and encodes 123 amino acids. The record is from RefSeq and is a predicted model, not a curated record.
UAGAGUUGUCUCCCCAUUAUUCGGUUUUUCGAUAUUUUUUGUGUGGUUUUGUUGAUUGUUAUAUUUCAGGGACCGCUUUUCUGUUAGGUUACCUUUUUUUCUCUCUAACAUAAUCCCUUUUUAAAAUGGCAGAAAGUGAAAAGGAACAAGGGGAGCAGGAUGAGGAUGAAGUUGAAGAAGAUACUCCUUUAGAAAAAAAGAAGAAAAUAUUUUCAAAGGAAUUGCGAUGUAUGAUGUACGGAUUUGGAGAUGAUCAGAACCCAUACACUGAAUCUGUGGACCUUCUAGAAGACCUCGUCAUAGAAUACAUUACAGAAAUGACAAAGAAAGCGAUGGAAACUGGCAGAGCAGGACGUAUCCAAGUAGAAGAUAUUAUAUUUUUAAUCCGCAAGGACCCUAAGAAAUAUUCUCGAGUCAAGGAACUUUUACUUAUGAGUGAGGAACUCAGAAAAGCUAGAAAAGCAUUUGAUGAAAUAAAAUAUGCCACGACAAAAUAGCACCAAAGGACGUGCAGUGUUUCUGAGCAUAUUGUGCUGCUUGGUAUGUGUGUAGCAGUCGACUAGUGAGGAUGUAUGGAUGGGAUGUUAUGAAUGUUGUUUUAUGGCAAAACUUGGAAUAAAAGGAUGAUUUAUAAAAUAAAAUGGUUAAAAAAUAGGCAUAUGCCACAGUGGGUUUUUUUUUUCUUAAAACAGUUGACUUGGUUGAGACAAUAUAUAAUUAUUAUGUACUGUAGGUGCAAAAAAAUGUGAGCAGAUGUUAUUUGCAUUAAUAAAAUGACACAUUUAUUUAUAACUUUCCUAUCUGUCGUGGGUCAUUCCAACAAAAACAAAAAUUAAAAUAUUAGUUUAUUUUAUAAAAUGCAGUUCAGGGGGUGGGUAUGUAAAUAGUCUAAUUACUGAAGCAAUACGUAGAGGCUAUUUCAUGGGGGUUCUCGAACACGUUUUUUAUGUCAACUUGUGAUGAGUAUUUUUAUGAAUUGUGAAGCAUUGGUAAUCAGCAAACUAAAAAUUACAUCAUAAUAAUUUACAAGGGAAAUAAUUUAAUCAUGAACUUGUUCACAAAAAUAUAAAUAAGAUUUCUAUAUUUUCACUAAACUAAAAUACAGUGAAAAUAUGACUUUUCAUCGUAUAUCACUUUUAUGAUUUCUGUAGAUUUUGUAUAUAAUAAAGUACACUAAUAUGAA